AUGGAGGACCUUGGUAACCCCGUGAAUGGCAGUGAUGUCUCGGGACCAGACAAGCCUGAAGCUGGCCCUGAGAUGGCUCAGUCCAUCCUGAGCAAGUUCUCCAUGAAAUCCCUGUUUGGGUUUGCGAAUAAGUUGGAACCCGUGAAGCCCGACGAGGAAGACGUGGUGCUGCGGGCUUUCCACAGCUUGGUGGCGGGUCGCACGCCGCAGGCGGGUGACCCCGGCGAGGGCUCGGAUGAGCAGGAGGCGGAGGCUCGGGUUCCACCGGGCCCCGGGAAUGAUGGGGAGGCCGCACGGGAGGACACCCAGACGGAGCCGGAGGGCAGUGAGAGGAAAGCAGGGGCAGGGGUUUCUCUCCCUGCCCAGGAGCCUGUUCCCCUCGCCGCCCUGAGCGUGAGCAGAGACGAUGCCAUUCUGGUUCGCGGGACCCUGGUGACCAUCAGCAGUGAUUCCGACUCUGACGACGGUGGCCAGGAGCCAGAAGAGGGAAGCACCACCAAUGGCCCGAAGCCCCCGAGUGUUGCUUUCUCUGAGCCAUCGGAGGAGCCCCUGGAAAAGCCAGGAGACUGUAGGGAGCUUGUUGCCACCGGAGAGAGGGAUGCUGACCGGCUGGGCGCCGGAGGCCCGCCCGGGGCUCCGCCUGAGACAGGUGGCCAACCCGGGCCUGGCGACGGUGGUCUGCACGCGGAGCACAGCCCCGGCCAAGGACACGCCGGAGGAGAAGGAGGUGCCCAGGCCCCAGCCGUGGGGACAGACCAGAGCUUGAGUGUUGCCGUCGCCGAGAACACCUCUUCUAAAAAAGACGCCCCUGGAGAGAAGUUCCAGCUCCCAGCUUUUUUUAGUGGGCUUCGCGUGCUGAAGAAGGGAGCCCCGGCCGAGGGUGGGGAGACCAUCACUGAAAUCAAGCCGAAGGAUGGGGACCUGGCUUUGCUCAAGUUGACCCAGCCGGUCCAGAAGUCCCUAGCACAGGCUGGGCCGCAGACGGGGCCGCAGAUGGGGAAGACUGGGGACAAGACAAGUGACCUGAAGGCCACUCCCACUCUCCUGGAGCAGCUCUCCCAGCUCCUCAGCAUUGACAUGCCCAGAGCCGAACCGAGGGCAGAAGACCCUGAGCCGCCCCGGGGAGGAGAGAUGGGCUGCAGCGGGGCCCAGGGGAGCCAGGGCGGCCCCGGAGAAGCCCAGACCCAGGGGGGAGAGGUCAAGCCAAAGCCACCAGAAACCGCCUUGGAGGCCUUUAAAGCCUUGUUCAUCCGUCCCCCCAAAAAGGGGACCACCGCUGACACCUCUGAGCUGGAGGCUCUCAAGCGCAAGAUGAGGCAUGAGAAGGAGUCCCUAAGAGCCGUGUUUGAACGGUCCAAGGCAAGGCCAGCCGAGGGCCCCUCUGAUUCCAGAAGCCCUGAGCACAGCCCCACUGAGCAGGACGAUAGAACUCCUGGCAGACUCCAAGCUGUCUGGCCACCCCCAAAGACAAAGGACACAGAAGAAAAAGUGGGAUUGAAGUACACUGAAGCAGAAUACCAAGCUGCUAUUUUACACUUGAAGAGGGAGCACAAAGAAGAAAUUGAAAACCUACAG
Messenger RNA from Miniopterus natalensis, 1575 nucleotides. Lineage: Eukaryota; Metazoa; Chordata; Mammalia; Chiroptera; Miniopteridae. The record is from RefSeq and is a predicted model, not a curated record.